Jaculus jaculus (lesser Egyptian jerboa) is the source of this 558-nucleotide messenger RNA. RefSeq names its product DnaJ heat shock protein family (Hsp40) member C19 (gene Dnajc19). Gene Ontology annotation, molecular function: ATPase activator activity. Bases 128 to 478 code for a protein of 116 amino acids. The record is from RefSeq and is a predicted model, not a curated record. Gene Ontology annotation, biological process: protein import into mitochondrial matrix. NCBI's taxonomy places the organism in Eukaryota, Metazoa, Chordata, Mammalia, Rodentia, Dipodidae. The transcript is spliced from 6 exons. Gene Ontology annotation, cellular component: PAM complex, Tim23 associated import motor.
GUAUUUCACCGCGCUGGACUGGAGAGGCCCGCGCCGCUUUCCGGCAAAGCUUUGGGAUUGGUGGCCGUGGGCCGGAGCUGGAAUGAACCGCGUCCCCGUAGGGGCAAGGCGGAGCUGAGCCGGAGCCAUGGCCAGUACAAUGGUAGCAGUUGGAUUGACCAUUGCUGCUGCAGGAUUUGCAGGUCGUUAUGUUUUACAAGUCAUGAAGCAUGUAGAGCCUCAAGUAAAACAAGCUUUUCAAAGUCUACCAAAAUCUGCCUUCAGUGGAGGCUAUUACAGAGGCGGGUUUGAACCCAAAAUGACAAAACGGGAAGCAGCAUUAAUACUAGGUGUAAGCCCUACUGCCAAUAAAGGAAAAAUAAGAGAUGCUCAUCGACGAAUUAUGCUCUUAAAUCACCCAGACAAAGGUGGAUCUCCAUAUAUAGCAGCCAAAAUCAAUGAGGCUAAAGAUUUACUAGAAGGUCAAGCUAAAAAAUGAAGUAAAUGUAUGAUGAAUUUUAAGUUCAUAUUAGAUUAUGUAUAUGAGCACUGUUUUGUAAUAAAAUGUCUCAAAGCUAA